CUGUGCACGGCAGAAACAAAAGAACCCGUGAGCUUACCUGUAUGCGGCACCUGCUUGAUGCUUUUGAUGACAACACUGCUAGCGAUCGAAAACAAAUACCGCACAGAAACGCCGGGAUGGAAAACCUUUUCCCUUGAGCGAAACGUUCCCAGCUCCUUGAUGUUUUAGUAGUGUGUGUGUUCCCCUCCCUAGUUGCGCAAAAACAAGAUGAUCCUACUCGACUGAUAGCCUUAAUCGGACAAAACGCUCAUCCCCCGUUGCCAUCCAUCCCCGGUACCGGUAAUGUCUUCCUUGCGCCAACAAACCGUCGCACAGUAUGCGCUGCUCGUUGCCGCCUCGCUCCUCGCUUACGGUGGCUCACUGUACGGAACGUUCGUGUUCGACGAUUCGGCCGCGAUCGUCAAAAACAUGGACGUGCGCAAUGUGGCCACCCCGUUUCGCGACCUGCUGCGGCACGACUUUUGGGGCAACAACCUAACCGACCCGACCAGCCACAAAUCCUUCCGGCCGCUGACCGUGCUUAGCUUCCAGCUGGAGAACCGGCUGCUAGGACUGAACGCCGGCCACAUGAAAAAGGUCAACCUGGCACUGCACACGCUCAUCUGCCUGUUGGUGUUUAAGCUGUAUCAGGUUUUGUGGCGUGAUUCGGGCCAAUUCCGUACCCCGUUUUGGGCCGCCUUCAUCUUCACCGUCCAUCCGAUACACACGGAGGCAGUCGUGGGAAUUGUAGGACGGGCCGAUCUGCUGGCCGCCAUCGGAUACCUGACCGUGCUGGUGCUGUACCAACGAUGGCUAGCGAGCGAACGUCGCUACGGGGCGGUUGUGUAUGCGGGACUCUUCCUGCUCACCGUGCUCUCGAUGCUGUUCAAGGAAACGGGCAUGACCGCGCUCGUUGCCUGUGGGGCGAUAGAUUUGCUAAAGCGCAUCAAUUUCCGAGUUCCUUUGGCAGAGUUUUUCACCGUGCAUAGGUCCCGGCUAGGUCGGAUGUUUAUCCUAGCUUGCCUUUCCCUAGCAACGGUUGCUCUGCGCCUAUGGAUAAUGGACUUUGAAAGUCCCCGGUUUCAUCGAAUGGAUAAUCCGAUCGGAGCGACCAACAGUACCGUCUCGCGACUUCUCUCCCAAAGCUAUCUUUACUGGCUAAACAGCUGGCUGUUAAUUUGUCCCGAUUGGUUAAGCUUCGACUGGGCGCUCGGUUCCGUCCCCUUGCUGGAAAGUGUCGCCGACUAUCGCAUGCAGUUUGUCGUUCUGUUUUAUGCCGCCAUUGCGGUACUAGCCUUACGUUCGUAUGAAUCCAAAUCGCGGGAAAUUACCACAUCGCUAGCAUUAGCUAUCAUUCCCUUUCUUCCGGCGUGCGGGCUGGUACGGGUCGGUUUUGUCAUUGCCGAACGGUUGAUCUACCUUCCCUCGGUUGGCUUUUGCUAUCUGAUUGCAGUAGGCUGGCGACGUUUGAUCAAACGCUCCGUUGCUUUCUACAUCCCGCUGUGCCUACUUUGCACCAUGUUUAUCCUGAAAACACAGUCCCGUGCGUACGAGUGGACGUCGGAAGAUUUACUGUUCCGCUCGGCACUGCGCGUUUGUCCACACAAUGCGAAAGUGUACUACAACAUUGCACGGCUGGCGACGGAUCAGGGCGACCGUGCAACGGCCUUUACCUUUUAUCGCCGUGCAAUCGAGCUGCAUCCCGAGUACGAGGCGGCACACAUGAAUCUGGGCAAUCUGUACCGCGAAACGCACGAGCUCGACCGGGCGGAAUGGCACCUGCGCCGGGCGAUCGAAAUUCAUGAACCGUUCCCUUCGGCCUGGAUGAAUCUGGGCAUUGUGCAGGCGGCACGGAAGGAUCAUGACGCCGCCCUGACAAGCUAUCAGCGUGCACUGCAGCUGAAGCCGAACUAUGCCAACUGCCUGUACAAUCUGGGCAAUUUGUACAUUGACAAACAGAACUCCUCCAUGGCGCUGCGUUACUGGCGGGAAGCGAUACAGCAAAACCCCCGACACAGCAAAGCCUGGGCCAACAUACUCGCACUGUACGACAAUCGGGGCCGCACGGAGGAUAUUAUUCGCACGUCCGCCCUGGCACUGACCUUCCUACCGAACGAUACCGCCAUCCUGUUUACCCGUGCCAAUGCGUACGGCAAGCUGGGCCAGUACGAGACGGCCGAAUCGCUGUACCAUCAAAUCAUUGCCGCCCGGCCCGAUCACGCCGUGUACCGGGCGAACCUCGGCGUGCUGUAUCACCGGUGGGGCCAGCGGAAGGCGCAGGCAAUCGAGCAGUACCGGGCAGCGUUGCGGCUGGAUCCGAAUUUGCGCAGUGCCAAAGCGAACCUGCUGAAACUGAUGGACGCGACGUAGGCGGGCGCACCAACGCGUAGACUGUUAACUGACUGAUCAAAGGGCACGAUCACUUUUAUAACGCAAGCGAUGGUCUGUUUACUAGGUAUGGAAAUUAUUCCAUUAUUUAUUACUCUCGGCGUAACGCGGUGGAAACGUUUUCCUUCAUUUUAUCCUUAACGCAUAUAAGAUAUGACUUAAAACGCGAAACGCCUGUAAGAUACUCGUACUCUGAUUAACGUAAUUUUAACCAUU
This is a messenger RNA of Anopheles coluzzii, 2583 nucleotides long. RefSeq names its product protein O-mannosyl-transferase TMTC4 (gene Tmtc4). Gene Ontology annotation, biological process: endoplasmic reticulum unfolded protein response; protein O-linked glycosylation via mannose. NCBI's taxonomy places the organism in Eukaryota, Metazoa, Arthropoda, Insecta, Diptera, Culicidae. The record is from RefSeq and is a predicted model, not a curated record. Gene Ontology annotation, molecular function: mannosyltransferase activity; protein binding. Gene Ontology annotation, cellular component: endoplasmic reticulum. The transcript has 3 exons. The coding region runs from base 283 to 2349 and encodes 688 amino acids.